CCCCCUCCGGUUGUUCGACUCUAGUACUCAGAGGACCUGCGCGAGCCUCCCAAGAGUGCCUCAACAGCCCCAACUGCUGUUACUUGGCCAACUGGACUCCCAAGACAACGGAGUAAUGUUCCUUCUUCUGAUCCUUCUCACGGGACUUGGCAGGCUGCACGCAGACACCAAGCCAAAUAAAAAAUAUCUGCAGAUGACACUUCCUGAGAAGAUUUCAUCCUCUGACACAAAAGGAGAUCCAGAAAAAAAUAUUGCUUAUACAAUUGAAAUAGAAGGAAAACCAUAUUUUGUCUAUCUCAAAAAACAAUCAUUUUUUUCUUCAGCUUCUGUUGUUUAUUCUUAUGACAAAGAUGACACCCAACAUUCUAAACCUUUGUUAGUUCAGAUGGAUUGCAAUUACCAUGGAUAUAUUGCAGGUUUUCCAAAUUCUCUUGUGUCACUCAACACUUGUUCGGGACUCAGGGGAACAAUGCAGUUCAAAAACAUCUCAUAUGGAAUUGAACCAAUGGAGGCUGUAUCAGGAUUCAUGCACAUGAUUUAUGAAGAAAAAAAAGAUAAAAUUAAAAUUCCUCUGUUAGGAGGAAAUGUCACUUACAGCCGUAAUGAUUUAAUGUAUGAUGUCAUAACAAGUAUAGAAAGAACUGAUUUUUCCAAGUUAUUCCUUCGUUAUCUUGAAAUGUACAUUAUUGUGGAUAAAAAAUUGUUUGAUUACAUGGGAUCUGAUAUAAAGAUUGUAACACAAAAGGUUGUUCAGAUAAUUGGCCUUGUGAACACAAUGCUUGCCAAGUUAAAAAUAAGCAUUUUAAUAUCUUCCAUAGAAAUUUGGUCAAAUAAAAACAAAAUUUCUACUACAGGAAAUCCAAAUCACAUAUUAUUUAGGUUUGUAGAAUGGAAAAGAAGCCACCUCUUUGGAUCUCAUCAGGUUGCAUACUUGUUGGCCUUUAAAGAAAACCCUAGUUUUAUAGGAUCCACAUUUCCUGGAGAAGUAUGUAAUAAGGAUUCUGCUGCAGGAGUUGCUGUGUAUCCAGAGGGCUUGUCUUUGGAAUCAUAUGCUGUCAGUAUUGUGCAGUUGCUUGGCCUUAAUUUGGGAUUAACUUAUGACAAUAAUGACACCACCUGCUAUUGUUCAGGAGAUAUUUGCAUAAUGUCACCAGAAGCACUGUAUUCUGGGGGUGUAAAAGAUUUUAGUACCUGUAACUUCGAUGACUUUUACUAUUUUGGUUCCCAUCGUGGCUUUGAAUGCCUGCAUAAAAUUCCUCCUAAUGUGCCCGUUUACAGAACUAUGAAUAGUAUAUGUGGCAAUGGAAUACUGGAAACAGGUGAACAGUGUGAUUGUGGCACUAUAGAGAAUUGUACACAUAAAUCCUGCUGUGAUGCUACAGUAUGUGCAUUGAAAAAUAAUGCAGAAUGUGGUUCUGGGGAAUGCUGCAACAAAGAUUGCAAGGUAAAACCAAUUGGUGUAAUGUGUAGGCAAUCAUUUGAUAAGGAAUGUGAUUUUGCUGAAUAUUGUAAUGGGAAAUCUUCAGUCUGUGUGCCUGACACUUAUGUACUCAACGGAAUUAGAUGUGAUUCGGGUGACUCCUUCUGUUAUGAGGGACGAUGUCGGAUAUUUAACAAACAAUGUAAAAGGUUAAUUGGAAGAGCUUCUAGAGGUGCUUCGUUUGCCUGUUUUGAAGAAAUAAAUUCAAGAGGUGAUAGAUAUGGAAACUGUGGCAGUCGUCCAUGCCGUUUUGAGAAUGUUCUAUGUGGAAAAUUAGCUUGUGUUUGGCCACACAAAACAUUGGUGUUCCGUGCAAAUUUAUCUGUGAUUUAUACACACGUACGUGAGGAUUUGUGUGUUUCUACAUUUCGAAUCUCAGAAAGUUUGCCGAGACCCACAAUUACCACCAUUGAGACACCUGAAGAGAGAGAUGAUACGUUUGUGGAAGAUGGCACUGUGUGUGGCCCUGAGAUGUUUUGUGUUAAAUUUAGAUGUGUAGAGGUUCAGUACCAACCCUAUUAUGAGGAAUGCACUACUUCUAUAACUUGCAGUAACCAUGGAAUUUGCAACAAUUUUAAACACUGCCAUUGUGAACAAGGGUAUGCUCCUCCUCUUUGUGAACAAAGUGCAGGUGGAUUCGGAAGUAUCGACGAUGGACAUUUUGUUUUAACUAGUAAAAAUUUAAUGGAGAAAAGAUAUAAAACUCUUCCAAAACACCGAUUUCUACUCAUUUUCUACAUUUUUCUACCUGUCCUUCUCAUUACUGUUGCUAUUUUAAUCAAGCGGAAUAAAUUAAGAAAAUUGUGCUACAGGAAGGAAACUGAAAGUGAGAGAUCUAUGUCAGAAGAAAGCAGCAGUGACAGCAAAUUAUCCUCCAGUGUAAGUAACAGUCUCUAACAAUCCUGGCCUAGACAGAGGAUAGUACCAAACAUAGCACCAGACUGACCUAAACCAAGAAGGAAAAAACAUAAUUUCUCCAUCAUCUCUGUAGUCACUGCUGAGGAUUGAAAUUAUGAAAUAAUAAAUCAUCUGUAUCUGAAUCA
Messenger RNA from Talpa occidentalis (Iberian mole), 2523 nucleotides. Its product is annotated as disintegrin and metalloproteinase domain-containing protein 5-like. The transcript is spliced from 21 exons. Gene Ontology annotation, molecular function: metalloendopeptidase activity. Bases 116 to 2377 code for a protein of 753 amino acids. The record is from RefSeq and is a predicted model, not a curated record. Gene Ontology annotation, cellular component: plasma membrane. NCBI's taxonomy places the organism in Eukaryota, Metazoa, Chordata, Mammalia, Eulipotyphla, Talpidae. Gene Ontology annotation, biological process: binding of sperm to zona pellucida; proteolysis; cell adhesion.